Messenger RNA from Phragmites australis (common reed), 2098 nucleotides. RefSeq lists its product as uncharacterized. The transcript has 5 exons. The record is from RefSeq and is a predicted model, not a curated record. Bases 256 to 1896 code for a protein of 546 amino acids. NCBI's taxonomy places the organism in Eukaryota, Viridiplantae, Streptophyta, Magnoliopsida, Poales, Poaceae.
UCAUCUCUCAUCCUUUCCCACCUCCCCUUCUUCUCUCGCCUCACGCGCUCCUCCUUCCUCCUCCUCGUAGUUUACCGUUGGUGCGAGGGCGGCGCAACCAAACCAGCUCAGGGUUACCUCAUCUCGAGCUUGAUCACACUAGCGCCUGGGACUUCAUUGGGAGAUCGAUUGCUUUCCAUUUGUCAACCAUCGGGAGAGCUUCCGUUUCUUGCCCACGCCCCAGGUAAGGUUGCCGGUUGCGGAUCAAAUUCAAACAUGACGACGCUGUCGUCCGGCGUCCUCCUCAAGCUGCUCGAUGGCAUGAAGACCGGCGCCGCCAAGCCCGUGGGCGAGCACCGGACGGCGGUGCUGCAGGUGACGGACAUCGUGCCGGCGGAGAUGGACGAGAAGGACCUGUGGCCCAAGCACGGCCAGUUCUACGUCAAGGUCUCCGACGCCUCGCACUCCAUCUACGCCAUCCUCCCGCUCGCCCAGGCCGAUCUCGUCCUCUCCAACAAGCUCCACCUUGGCCAGUUCGUCCACGUCGACCGCCUCGACCCGGCCUCCCCAGUUCCCGUCAUCGUCGGCGCCAGGCCGCUCCCCGGCCGCCACCCCCUCGUUGUUGGGACGCCCGACCCAGCCGCAAGGGCAAAGCCCGCCGCGCCGCGCAGAGGAUCUUGGGGCCCCGAACAGAACACCAGCAUCAAGCCCACUACGCUCAACUUCGACGCCGACAGGACGCCGGGCAAGGAGCGGCCGGCCUUGUCUACGCCGGUAAAGGAGCGGCCGACCUUGGCGACGCCUGUCAGGGAGCGGGGGCUCGCGGCGUCACCGGCGUCGGUGAGGAAGAGCAGCAGCGUGCUGCCCAGGCUGACCAGGAGCAAGAGCUUCGUCGCAGACAGGGACAACCAUCCCAAGAUCCCCAAAAGCCCAUAUCCCGCUGAGAAGAGCUCAGUAAGCUGCACGGCCUCGCGGGUGAUGAGGAGAGUGGUGAAGGAGGAAGAGCCCUCCUCACCUCCUUCCGAUGACGAGCUCGGCAGCUCGGCGACAUCCUCCAAGAAGCGAUCGUCGACGGCUGCUCGCGUGCCGGUGCCAGGGAAGCUCAGUGUACUCGGGAAGGAAGCCAUGGAGCAGAGGGAGCAGGCUCAGAAGGCGGCCCUCGAGGCGCUGCGCAAUGCCUCAGCCACCGACAACGUGGUUAGGAUCUACAAGAUCUUCUCUGAAUUGAGCAAGACGGCGAGGCCGGACGCGCCGGCCACCUGUUUCGACAGCUUCCUCAGCUUCCACCAGGAGGCCGUGCAGGCCGUCACCGACAUCGAGGCCAUCCAGGCGGCCACGUCGAUGGCCGCCGCCGUGGCGAGCGACGAGCAGCCCGAGGACGCGCCGCCGGUCUUGCAGGAGAUAGCUCAGAACAGGGCUGCCGUGCGGCGGAGAGGCCUAGGCAGCGGUGGGGUGUCCAAGUCAGUGUCGUUCGCGCCCGGCACGUUGGAUCCGAAGCAGGACGACGGCGGCGGCAAGACAACCCGGAGCUCGAUUGCCAGCAAAAAGUGCCUCGCCAUGGACAAGAUCGGCGAAGACGGCGGCGACGAGAAGAGAUCAACUUCUUCAGCUACCACUGCACAUUCUGCUCUGGGCUCGUCGCUUAAGCUGGCGAAGCAGGUACAGGCCGAAGCAGGGAGCUGGUUCAUGGAGUUCUUGGAGGCCGCGCUGGAGACCGGCCUGAAGAAGAGCAAGGCGUCCGCGAUGGCGGACGGACGGAAGCAGAGCAGCUGCUGCUGCCCGCAGUCGCUGAUGCUGCGGGUGAUCAACUGGGUGGAGGUGGAGCAGAGCGGCGGCGACAGCAGCGGCAGGAAGCACGCCCACCCGAGGGCGGCUGCCAUCGCAAGGAAGCUCAGAAUAAAGGCCAAGAAUCCAUGAUGCCCCGCUAAUGACGUGUUACGAUCUGAUUCUUCUAGGAGGAUAAUUUGUUGUGGUAGAAUGUGAAGAAGAAAGUGAAUGCUUCAAUUGUUUUACAGUAUAGAUUGUUUCAAAAUUUCAUGAAGCCUACUUGAGCGGGUGCUGUACUGAAGUUACCAUAUUGUGUGUGUGUUAAGUACAUUGUUCAUUAUUAUUCUUGCUU